GCCGUCCCGCCGACUGAUUCCAAGCAGCCCGCAAGAUGACCAUCAACACCCUGGCUAAAGAGGGCUGGAACCGGGAGCAAAUGGCGUGCUUUCGAAAGAUGGAGAAAGUGAUUGUGGCCAUGCAGGACCCUGACAUGGGCAUGAAGAUGAGAAACCAAAGGCUCCUUAUUACAGUCAUACCACACGCCAUGACAGGCCGGGAUGUAAUUGACUGGCUGAUGCAGAAAUACAAUAUCGGGGAGGAGGAGGCACUUCACAUUGGUAACAUGCUGGUGAAAUACGGAUAUAUUUACCCCCUAAAGGAGCCCAGAUCCCUUGUUUUAAGGCCUGAUGAGUCGCCUUACCGCUUCCAGACUCCUUACUUCUGGACUAGUACCCGCUGGCCUGCCUCAGAGCUGGACUAUGCAAUCUACUUGGCUAAAAAGAAUAUAAGAAAACAAGGAGAACUGAUGGAAUAUGAAAAGGAGCGGUACAGUGUGUUGCACAAGAGGAUCAACCACACCUGGGACUUUGUGGUGAUGCAAGCCAGAGAGCAACUCAGAGCAUCCAAACAGAGGAGGAAGGCGGACCGCAUUGUUCUUGAGUGUCAGGAGCAGGCCUACUGGCUCAUCAACAGAGCCCCGCCUGGGGCACAGAAUGUGUUGGACAUGGGUCUGGAGAGACCAAAUAACUUCAGCUCACGAGUGACUCUGAACAGCGACUACUACAAAAGUGAGAUUGAAACUUGUAAAAGGGCCCUUGGAAGAAAUCGUGUAAAGUCAUCCAUCUGCCUCGAAGGUUUUGUGAAAUACAGCGAGCAAUACCUGAACCACGACCCCAUUAUGCAAGGCUGUCUUCCCAGCAACCCGUGGAUCUCUGACGACACAGCGCACUGGACAAUGAACACCGAAACGGUGACUAUACCGACACGUCUACGAGUGGAGCGGUGGAGCUUCAGCUUCAUGAAGCUUCUUAAUGACUCCUUGGGGAGGCAAGAGUUCAUGACAUACCUGGAGAAAGAGUUCAGUGGGGAGAACUUGUGUUUCUGGCAGGCCUGUGAGGACGUCAGACAUGGAGAAAGUUCCAAGAUCAUCGAGAAGGUGGAAGAGAUCUACAAGACUUUCCUGGCUCCAGGAGCUGCCCGUUGGGUCAACAUCGACAGCAAGACGAUGGAUAAAACUCUAGAAGGGAUCAGACGCCCUCAUCGUUUUGUCAUGGACGACGCACAAAUGCACAUCUACUUUCUAAUGAAGAAGGACUCUUACCCAAGAUAUCUGAAGUCUGACCUAUACAAGAACAUGCUGGCCAAAGCUAUUGUACCCCAGGAGACAAAGAAAAGUGUGUUCCCCUUCAUGAGACGCCAGCGACACGCAAGCCCCUCCCCUGCUCAGGUUGUCACUCAUGGGGUGGAGGAGGACGGGCACGCCAAGGGAGGUGGCCAAGCAGGUACCAACUCUGGAGGCGGCUCCCAUGUCUGAUACUGGGAUCAAACAAAAUGGGACAGACUCAUUCAGUCAAAACUGGUCGCAAUAGCGAGAGUUCUGGUCAACUUUUAGUUAUAGGUUAAGCUACCUUUUUCACCACUGCAACAUUACCAGAGCUAGGACCUCAAUGUAAGAGCCUCCUCUAAGAGCACAGGUGUUAAUGCAUACUUCAGCAGCAUCACAUCAUAUUUUUAGAGCAUGAGCAGAGAGAAAUACGAUUUUAGAGCUACAGUUACAGCCUUUACUGCUGCAUAUUUAUCUUUCAUCUACAUCCCAUCUCAGUCCAUAAAGUCUAUCCUGUUGUUCUUGAUAUGGCCUCCAAAGUCUUCCUGUGUCCCUCAAUAGCUUUUUAUACUGAGCCAAGCCUACUAUGAUUCCUCUAAUUAUUAAAAGGUUGUUUAUAGAGCUAUAGAGUUGUAAAAUAUGUAUGUGGUCAAACUUUGCCUCAGUUUUUGUGAUAUUUGCUUGUUUCUUCAUUCCAUGUCAAAGCCCCACAGUUUGAUUGCUGUUACUUUAGCUUGAGCAUGUUUUCAUCCCAAUAAAAUGUCACAAUAACAUUCAA
This is a messenger RNA of Labrus bergylta (ballan wrasse), 2025 nucleotides long. It is a transcript of the gene rgs11, whose product is annotated as regulator of G protein signaling 11. The record is from RefSeq and is a predicted model, not a curated record. Lineage: Eukaryota; Metazoa; Chordata; Actinopteri; Labriformes; Labridae. Gene Ontology annotation, biological process: regulation of G protein-coupled receptor signaling pathway; positive regulation of GTPase activity; intracellular signal transduction. Gene Ontology annotation, molecular function: GTPase activator activity. Gene Ontology annotation, cellular component: neuron projection; cytoplasm; plasma membrane.